AUGUCAGCUGCUAAAGAGACAAAGGGACGUGGCGAACUUUCAGAAGAGCAGCGCCAAGAAAUUCGCGAGGCCUUCGAUCUUUUUGAUACCGAUGGCUCAGGCUCUAUUGAUGCCAAGGAGCUUAAAGUUGCUAUGAAGGCACUUGGCUUCGAACCAACAAAGGAAGAAAUUCGUCGUAUGAUCUCAGAUGUUGAUACAGAUGGCACUGGUGCAAUUAGCUUUGCCCAAUUCCUUCAGAUGAUGACCAAGAAGAUGGAAGAGCGUAAUCCAGAAGACGAAAUCCGUAAGGCAUUUCGUCUUUUUGAUGAUGACAAUACAGGUCGUAUUUCAUUCAAGAAUCUCAAGCGUGUUUCAGUCGAACUUGGUGAAAAUCUUACAGAUGAAGAGCUUCGCGAAAUGAUCGAAGAAGCAGAUCGUGACAACGAUGGUGAAGUUUCAUACGAAGAAUUUGUUCAUAUCAUGAAGAAGACAUCACUCUUCUAA
Messenger RNA from Trichomonas vaginalis G3, 483 nucleotides. Its product is annotated as centrin. The record is from RefSeq and is a predicted model, not a curated record. The transcript has a single exon. Gene Ontology annotation, cellular component: centriole; centrosome. Gene Ontology annotation, molecular function: calcium ion binding. Bases 1 to 483 code for a protein of 160 amino acids. Lineage: Eukaryota; Parabasalia; Trichomonadida; Trichomonadidae. Gene Ontology annotation, biological process: centriole replication; mitotic cell cycle.